This is a messenger RNA of Dacryopinax primogenitus, 3012 nucleotides long. RefSeq lists its product as uncharacterized. The record is from RefSeq and is a predicted model, not a curated record. Bases 233 to 2800 code for a protein of 855 amino acids. NCBI's taxonomy places the organism in Eukaryota, Fungi, Basidiomycota, Dacrymycetes, Dacrymycetales, Dacrymycetaceae. The transcript has 2 exons.
CCCCAGCGGACGUCGUUAACACGACCAAGCGAGGUCGAUACCGCGAGCAUCACCACCAGCAGGCUGUCUGCGUUCAGCUUUGCAUACCGCCUGUCAGCUGGAUACCCGCUUCUACGCUCCUUACCCGCUUCCGAGCAUACCGGCAACGCAGACCCCGCGCAUACACUCUACACCCAUCUCGCUUUUUUCGCUCUCAUCGACACCAUCGCUUCUCCCGAUAGAAUAGCUCAACAUGGCUGUGGCGACGGCGGGCUCCAACCUCCUCAUCAAUCCCUACGAUGAGAUGGUUGUCCCGGCGCUACGGAAGCGCCUUGAAGCCGAAUCGCGCCUGCUCACCUCGCGAUUGUCAGGGAGCUUUGACGCCUACUCCAUUCCUGAACCCCACAAUACCCCAAGCACCAGCAAUCGAGGAGUAGAAGCAGCUUCUGGUAUUCCAGCCAGCAAGUCCCGUGCUCGCGUCGCUUCUCCUGACCCGUACAACAAACCGAGCUCCAUCCCUCGCCCGAGCCUACAGAUGUCUGCACAAUACGCCCAAUCGACACGCGACCUCUUACUUGGUGCAAAUGGAUCAUCUACGACAUCGAAGCAGGACAGGGUGACGAGAAGCGAUCGCAUUCCGCAACAAGCAGUGAUGCGUGACAGGGAGCAGGACCGUGAGAAGGAGCUGGGGAAAGGAAAGGGAAAGGAGCAAGAAAAUCGUGCACCUGGACAGAGAGCGCGCAGUCGGACGCAGAGCACACCCUACGCAUGUAACGAACUUGUCGCAUCUGCUGCAGCUGCGACAGCCGCUGUCGCUGGUGCCCCGUCUGUUCUUCCCACCCCCGCAUCAUCCCGCGCCAAUUCUCCUCAGAACCAACCCAACGGCUCAACUUCAGCAAUGAACCCCAACGGUCAAAAUCUCACUGCAAGCGCACUUUCCUCUCGUCCAUCUGGCAUUCCUGUACCUCGCUCUACUCCUGCUCGACCUAGUGCCAAGACCCCUCGAAGUAGAAGCAGGAACGCUACGACUCCAGUCACCUUCCCCACUCCAGCAGAGGAUGGCCAUGCAAGAGACGAUCUCGACUUGCAGCAUCUCACGCCGGAGCCACGAAUGCGCUACCCUCCUUCUCCCGAGCCAAGUCCGGAGCUGAGCUAUAUACGAAACGUCCAAGCACCCUUCCCGCUGUCCGGAAGCGUUAUGGGUGGUGGAGCGAGUGACAGUGAUGCCGGACGAAGUAGCUUCGAACGGGACAUGCGUGCCUCACGUGCUGCACGUCGGCGCAAUGACCGAUCAGGCAAGGAUGACAGGGGUGGUUUAGGGGAAAUCGAGCUGAACUAUCGUGGUGACACGCGGCGUAAUGGUGGGCGCGGAGAAGUGUACAAAGGCCACACGGAGGAGCAGCUGGAGAUCGCCACGUUUGGGCACGAUUUAUCUGCCGAACGAAAGGCACUCAACACAGGCCCUCAGCGCCGACGAGGCGAACUCGAUUAUCUGGGCGUUCCAGAUGACGGCACGGUGCGAAUUAAGGGCUCUGCACCCAGUCCGAAUUCAAAGCAGCACAUGGCUUGGGGUGAGCUGGCUCUCGCCGCUGGAUAUGGCGAUGGCUACGAAAGCGGGGAGAUGGAGUUGCACGACGAGAGCGUCAUUCGGGAGCGUCCGCUCACGUGGAUGGUUGAGGGUGAGGCGAGCGUUACAGACUUAGUACUCCAAAGCUUGAGAAACGAAGGUGGCCGGGAAAGCGUCGAGUUACUCUCGCAUGCGGAGGAGGCCGAAGAACAUUGGGAGCUGGCCCACGAACAGCUGGAACCUGAGGGCCUGGCAUACGAGCAGCCUCGGCAACCUGCACAGCCAGAAGAAUUACCAAUACGAAAUGGUGCAGGAACGGCUGCGAAAACCCAACCGAUGAAGGUUCAUGCCAAGGGCAGACUGCAACAAGUGGGUUUAAACAAGUCGGCGCCUUCUGGUCAGCGAGCACCUGAGUCUUCCGGCAUCGCUAGCAAGAAAGACGCCAAAACAAACGGCAAUGCCAACCCUGCCGGUACAUCCGCUCAAACCCGGCAAAGAGUGGCAUCCAAACCAAAUACGCCCGCUGCCAGGCAGCGCGUUGCCUCCAAGCCGUCCAAAGUGUCUGGUCCAGCGGUCUCUGCUAAAGCCAACGCACAGCCUCGAUCAAAGUCGCAACCUAUCAAUCCACAGAAGUAUGAGCAAAGGGACAGUAACGCCUCAAUGUCCCUUGCCGAUGCCAUACCUGACAUUCCUAAACGUGGAAUCGAGCGAGGUAGAAACUGGGAUGAGGUCGUGUUGCCGACAGUGGCAAAGCAGCUGGGUUUGGAUAAACAUGACGAUGACCUGCCCGAACCAGAACCGGAAGAGGUGAUUUAUCCCCCUGCCCCAGGAACAUUCGAUUACGACCAUUCGAAAUAUCGUGCACCAACGCCUUCAGAUACAGUGGCUCACACUCCCCGACCGCUCUCACCACAGUCUGCCGAUGGACAUCUUGCUCCCCCAGAGAAGAUUUCCCACAGGGUAUCAAGAGAGAUUACUCCCCCAAAGCCCCCUGUCGAGAGCCCUCCUGUGCAGGUACCGCCAAGGAUAUCAUCUCCUGCGCCGUUCGCCUCGUAUUCUCCACUGUCGGAACGUACACCUGUGCAAGCUGCAGAUGUAAAGCUCCAGAAAUCCAGCACCGCCAUCGAACGCAGCAAGGACAUUCGGCAAUCCAAGCCGCCGAAGAUCAAAAUCUCACCCCCAGCGGAGUUCGCUAUGGAGGUCGAUCGCGACGAGGAAAAGCACACCAGUGGUUGCAAGUGUGUUGUCAUGUGAUGUUGGAGGCCCAGUUCCAAUUCUAGUUUUGGCGCGGGAUUUUACUGUGUGUACUAUAACUUCCUUCUCUCGUUUUCUCUUCAACUUUCGGGCCACUGUCGUUCAUCUAGACUGCGCAUCUCGGUAACAACCUUCAUUCCCUCCCUUUCGCAGUUUCCUUUCUUUCUACCAUCGACCACCACGCAACCAAAACCGCAUUCGAUUUACCGUAC